Molecule: messenger RNA, 2360 nt
Organism: Pelodiscus sinensis (Chinese soft-shelled turtle)
Lineage: Eukaryota; Metazoa; Chordata; Testudines; Trionychidae
Source: RefSeq, a predicted model, not a curated record
UCCCAGUUUCUAAAGACAUUCCUUCUUCUCUAUUGGGCGGACACCACUAGAGGAAAGGAUAUUUCCUUUUCCGUUGCUUUGUUAAACUCUUCCUUUGAAUCGAGCUGCACAGCUGUUAAAGAAAACAGCUCAGCUCAGUUGGGGCUGGCAGCUGGAGGAAGAGGAUGUGCGUUAUCAACUCCAGGCAAACUGCAGCGACUACCCAGAAUCCAAGGCGCUAUCAUCCAGACUGGAGGCCAGAUGCAACCAGACACCUCAUGGGUUCCUGAGUCAAGCAGGAGCAGACAGAUCUCAGACAAAGGAGUAGAGACAGAGAUCCAUGAUGGAGCAGGAAGCAGCCCAAGGAAGGUGACAGCUACAUGUUUGUUUAGAGUGUUGGUGGAUCCCUGCAGCAUUGUACCAGGGUAUAUUUGUGUGUGCUCCCUCAUCCAGGAAGAAUGCAGUACAAGAGUUUCCAUCUGCAAUCCCAUUGAUAUCUUUCUUGUCAAGAUGAUGGUUACAGAUUUGAUAUAACUGCAAGGAGAACAUUCACAUGGAAAGCAUCAGAACAAAGCUACAAGCUCUUCUAGAAACACUAUCUUUGUAAAGAUAAAGCCCACAGAGAGAGUUGACAGGUGAAUUAUAUUUUGUACUCAGUUCUUUUUAAGUGGGAAAAAUUUUUUAAAAGUAACAAUGAAAUCAUGGAUAUUUUGUUUCUUUGUUGUGCUUGUUCUUAGUGUUUCAGUUUCAAUAGUUCUUUAUAGUACUAAUUCAUCUGAGCAAAAAUACCUUCGAAAGUUAAACUUCUCAUCAAGUUCUGUCUUAGCAGAAGCCUGUGAUGCACUUAUUGAAGAGAAGGCAUUUUUUGUACGAGAAAACACAUUAACAACAUCAUUCAGGAGAUUCAGUUGCACCAAAUACUUAAUUCAAAAUCAUUAUAUCACCAGUCCUCUCUCGGCAGAAGAAGCUGCCUUUCCUUUGGCUUAUAGCAUAACUCUUCAUAAGGAAUUUGAUACUUUUGAAAGACUUUUCAGGGCUAUUUAUAUGCCCCAAAACCUGUACUGUAUCCAUGUGGAUAAGAAAGCAACUACUGAGUUUAAACAAGACGUAGAGAAAUUACUGAACUGUUUCCCCAAUGCUUUUCUUGCCUCCAAAAUGGAGCUUGUGGUAUAUGCUGGAAUAUCCAGACUUCAGGCGGAUUUGAAUUGCAUGGAAGACCUUCUGAAGUCAGGGGUUCAGUGGAAGUACCUUCUCAAUGCAUGCGGACAAGAUUUCCCAUUGAAAACCAACAAGGAAAUAGUUCAGUACCUGAAAGGCUAUAAGGGGAAAAAUAUCACUCCUGGAGGCCUGCCCCCUGUCCAUAUUACCAGAAGAACCAAAUAUGUCUACAUGGAACAUGCAUACAAUUUCUUUUCUUUCAUGCUGUGGACCUUUGUACGAAAAACACCACCUCCACACAAUCUGACCAUCUACUUUGGCUCUGCUUAUAUUGCUGUCACAAGGGAAUUUACAGAGUUUGUUCUCAGAGACCAGCGUGCCAUUGAUUUAUUUGCAUGGUCCAAGGACACCUACAGUCCUGAUGAACAUUUCUGGGUGACACUCAAUUCAAUACCAGGUAUGUAUGACUUUCCUCCCGCUGUGUGUUUUCUAUCAACCUUUUGCCUAACAGACCUGCUAUCCUGCAAAGUGGUCUAUUUUAUUUUCUAUUAUUUAAUUACAAAUUGGGGGCAAAACCUUUAUUUGUAGGCAAUCAUAAAUAGACUAAAUAAAGGUGUGUGUUAUGUAUAAAAGGAGAAAGUAGCAUUAAUUGGGAUAGUUCACUUGUUAGAAAUUAAGCCAAUAUAACAUUUCAUAAAAUACAUAUUCUAGACACUUAUUAAUCAUAGCCUCUAUCCUGUAAUUGGAUCAGUCUAGGCAAUCCUCACUGGCUUCAGUAUGGCCUCUCUGUAGUUGUUAAGAGUCCUCUGCUGUACAUAUCUGAUAGGAGAGCAGGGACUUAAAUUUGAGUCUAACAUCAGCUUACCUAAACACAGCAUUGCAACAUGCUGCCAACUCUUUCGCUAGGGAAAAUUAAUUUUUGGUGAUGGGAGAAUUAAAUAAUGUUGCCCUUUUAAAAAUGGUUGUCAAUCACUGAUAAUUAUAACUGCGAGGGGAAACGGUUUCCUAUCAUUUUUGUAGCACAGGUGGGACAAAAUGGUUACUUUAUUGUAUUAAAGGAAUCAUGUUACAGCCCAGGUAAUGAUCUUACAUGGUUUUUGGGAGAAAGUCCUGUUCACACUACAAAUCCAAAAUUUGCCCCCAGCUAAGUACCAUAAUAAACAUCAUAAUAUAUACUAAUAAUGCUGCUUUUUAAGACACCAGGCAGACAACAGUGUAGAUGG